UCACUUGAGCGCACAGUGUGUGAACAAAGGAUUGUUUCCACUUAGGGGUGCGAUAGGUGGCGCUGUGUCUCUUUCUCACUUCCUUUUCGGCAGAGAAGAAGAAGAAGAGCUGAGGCGCAGUAGCACGUUAGUAUCAGCCAGCGGUAGUUCUCAAUUGUUCGCUCACUGUUCAGCAGCCGGUACACUUUACUUGAGAGAUGAACGGUUUGGAAGAAGACCCAAUGGCCCCACAAACCUUCCUUUACGGAUGUGUUUUGGAAACUGGAAAGGAGGUCAUCUUCAAUCCUGAGGAUGAUGAGUUGGAGCAUCAGCUGGAUUUAAGAAUGGCCUGCGUGGACCCCACCACAAAAGAUGAACUUCACAUGGUAGAGGUCGAGGGGCAGGACGCAGAGGGUCAGAAAAUCAAAGCAGCCCUGGUUACCCUGAGACCUUCUACCCUCCCAAGCGUGUGCCUUGGAGGGUUCACAAUCACACCCCCAGCAGUGUUUCGUCUGAAGGCGGGCUCGGGACCGAUCCACAUCAGUGGACAGCACCUCGUUAUGAUGGAGGGCGACCAGUCUUUUGAUGAGGAACAGGAGGAGGAGGAAGAGGACGAAGAGCAGGAUAUGAAGAAUGUGAAGAAAAGACCUGCUUCCUCACCUGCUGCCAAGUCUCAGAAAAAAAUGAAAAUGGAAACGGAUGAAGAUGAUGAUGAAGAUGAUGACGAUGAGGAUGACGAGGAGGAGGAUGACGACGAUGAGGAGGCGGAAAGUGAGGCUGAAGAAUCACCUGUUAAGGCCAAACAAACACCGGCCAAACAGACACCAUCCAAAAAAAAAGCUCCAGCUCAGAAUGGCAAGAGCCCCGCCCCCAAAACCCCGGCUGGAAAGCAGGAACAAACCCCAAAAGGGAAAGGUGCGAAGUCCCCCAAAACCCCUCCACCCACCCUGACAGUUCCUGAGAUGAAAGCCAAAAUGUUGGAGGCAGUGAAGAAGGGUAUAACAUUACCCAAGGCCCAGCCCAAGUUUGAGAACUUUGUGAAGUUUGGCCAUAGAGUCACCGAUGCCACGGUUAUCGCAGAGCUGUGGAAGUGGAGGCAGACGCUGAAGGACGAAAAAUAACUGACUGUAGUUUUAACCAUUUUAUGACAUGCUCAUUCUCAUAGUUUCUCUGAAACCAGAUUCUGUGCCUCACAAUCUCCAAUAAAUCACUCUUUAGCCCACCUGGCCCUAGAGGAGGCGGUGAUGGACGGUCAUAGUGCAGCGUUGGCACACAUCUUUCCACCUCCAUCACCCUCUCAUCUUGGCUCAUAAACUAUUGUUUGUUUAAUUAACCCCAGUGGAGCCAUUUCGCAGGUUUGCAUUGUUGUAAAUGUGUAAAGUAAAUUUUUGUUGGAUCGCUGGCACCCAAGUGGGGAUACUUUGUGUUUUUGCUGUAAGUCGUAGUGAUAUUUCUGCAUUUGUGGUCGUCGCAUCAUUACACCCACUCAAAGCACAUUUAAAACUCCUCUACGACAGUCAACAUUCACUGCCUACCCAAAAAGACUAAUACAGCAAAAAAAAAGACUGUUUUGAAGGCAUUCAUCAUGCAACCGUUUGGAUUAACUUAUGCAAGGUAACAUUUGUCAGGUUUAAAUAAACUUGUUCUUUCUGUGGUUAAGCUGACCUCAUUUUGUACACACCAAAAAUAUAAAGUGCAUUCAUUUUGUGGACCAGGCAGUGUAUAUUGGGCCAUUGCUUAAUUUUGUUUUUCAGAAUACACAACUCUGAUGCUCUCUGAAUGUUGAACGUUUCUUAACGAUCCCAAAAGACCAAACUUGCUUGAAUAACUGUAUCAGAGUUGAAAUUGUUCCUGUCAUUUGUUUAACCGUCCAAAAAGUAUUCAAUCAUUUGGUUUUAAUCAAGCUAAAUAAACAGUGAAGUGAAGCACCCGACCCAUUUCAGCUCUUUUGAAGAUGUUUGCCUUGUGUUGCCAUGACUACUGAGGGCUGCCAGGCCAAAGGUUGAGUACUUUGAGUGGGAAUGCAUGAACGAGGGCAUUUGCAGAUCACGUGUAAUGAUUGUUAGAGCUAACCUGUGCUCGAGAAGCUUGAGUUCAGUCCUUAUUUGUUGAAUGAGUGUGCAAGAAGCCAGUUUGAGCGGACCAGUCCAUGCCGUCCAUCAAACCAGCAUCUGCUUCUACAACUUGAAUCGUGUCAUCGGGAUGAGGGAUUUUUGGGGUCUGUUGGUCAAUUUUCUAAUGCUCUGUAACGGGGUUCAUGAAUAUACUCAGUUUUCAGGAUGAAUGCAGUAUCUAAUUUUUCUUUUAUAUUUUGAAAAAUGUCCCAUUAAAACCAGAAUUCAAAGUGGCUUGCUUUUUCUUAAGUUAUGCACGUGAAAUUGUGCAGUCAAACCUUUUUUUGAAUGUUUUUUUUAGUUGAAUCAGUUGGUAAUAAUAAACCUUACUUUAAACCGUG
Molecule: messenger RNA, 2434 nt
Organism: Menidia menidia (Atlantic silverside)
Lineage: Eukaryota; Metazoa; Chordata; Actinopteri; Atheriniformes; Atherinopsidae
Source: the annotation of a GenBank genome assembly